This is a messenger RNA of Hordeum vulgare subsp. vulgare (domesticated barley), 2886 nucleotides long. Its product is annotated as RING-H2 finger protein ATL13-like. The coding region runs from base 652 to 2007 and encodes 451 amino acids. The record is from RefSeq and is a predicted model, not a curated record. NCBI's taxonomy places the organism in Eukaryota, Viridiplantae, Streptophyta, Magnoliopsida, Poales, Poaceae. The transcript has a single exon.
GCAAAAAGUCAAUACUCAAUUCCAUCACCAGCACUACAGUGCUCUAUUUAUAAGUUGAUCCUGAUCCACCUGUUCAAGAAGGGCAAGAAACAAGCACACACGACGACACCGACGGAAGCAGCAAAAACAAUGGCAGAUCAGGCCGCCGCCUCGCCCGGUCGCACACACCUUUUGGCAGAUCAACGACCACAACCCCCCUCUCUCUCCACAAAGCGAUGUCGCCACCCCCUUUGUUUUUCUCUGAACCAGUGGCCGUCUGCAACGGUGAGCUCAGUAGCAACAGUGAUGCUUAACUGCAUGUCCUAACCCGCACCUAAUGCCGCUUUAAUUCCCCCACUAAUUUACAGCCCACACGCUAAUAUAAUCUCCCUCCGUCGGUCGCUCUCUCCUCUCUUCUCUGCCGCAAUUUAUUCUCCCCUCCACCUCCCACGCAAAGCUUCCCUCCCCUAAUCCCGCAAGUAGUACCUCCAUCUCCCCCCAUCGUCCAGCCGGCCAUGCCAAGAUCCUCCACCCACCCGUAGGCCGUAGCAAGCAACCACAUGCCGACGCUCCACUUUUCUUGGCCCGAUCGCGCACCCAAGCUCGCGCUUUGAUCCGUGCUCGCCGCCAGGCAAGGCUGGUUGGUGCCGGAAAAACAGGGCUGUCGUAUCGAUGAGCAACUCAUCGUGGACGGCGCCGUCGGGGACGGGGUCGUCGGCGCUGGAGACGGUGGAGACCAAGAUCAGCCCCAGCAUCCUCUUCAUCGUGGCGGUGCUGGCGAUCGUCUUCUUCGUCUGCGGCCUGCUGCACCUGCUGGCGCGCCACCUGCUGCGGCUCCGGCGACGGAGGCGGGCCGCACGGGACGACGCCGAGAGCGUCACGGCGUUCCAGGGCCAGCUGCAGCAGCUCUUCCACCUCCACGACGCCGGCGUCGACCAGGCCUUCAUCGACGCGCUCCCGGUCUUCCUCUACCGCAACGUCGUCGUCGGCGCCGGAGACGCUGGCGGCGGCGGCAAGGACCCGUUCGACUGCGCGGUGUGCCUCUGCGAGUUCGCGCCCGACGACCAGCUCAGGCUUCUGCCCAAGUGCAGCCACGCGUUCCACCUCGAGUGCAUCGACACCUGGCUGCUCUCGCACUCCACAUGCCCGCUCUGCCGCCGGAGCCUCCUCGCCGCCGGCGACCUCUCGCCCACCUGCAGCCCCGUCCUCAUGGUGCUCGAGUCCGCCGACAGCCCCCGCGACCUGGCCGGCUCCGCCACGCACGCCGACGGCGAGCCGAGCGGCGCGGCCGUGCGCGUCCCGGGACUCGACGGGGCGGAGGAGGUGGUCGAGGUGAAGCUGGGCAAGUUCAUGUGCGUGGAGGCCGACGCCGUCGCCCGCACCGGCGAAACGGACGGAGCGGGCACCAGCAGCAGCAACGCCAAUGCCGACGCCGAGGCAGGGCUCGGGCAGAGGCGGUGCCACUCCAUGGGCUCGUACGAGUACGUCAUGGAGGAGCACGCGUCGCUCCGCGUGGCCAUCGCCAAGCCGCCGCCCGAGAAGAAGCGGCCCGCGUUCUCCAGGGCACGCCGCGGCGGCGGCGCCAUGUCGGAGUGCGAGUUCGGCGCGUCCAAGCGCCGCGGCGAAUCUUCCUCGCUCCGCUACCCGGUGAUCCCGGCGACGACAAAGCAGAAGCAGCAGCCUCCCGACCUGCCCGCCGCGGCGAAGCUCACAAAGGACAGCUUCUCCGAGUCCAAGAUCUGGAUGGUGCCGCCGGCGUCGUCCAGGAAAGGGGACCCCGACGCGGGCGGGAGGCGCACGGUGUCGUUCCGCUGGCCGAUGAGGAGCGGCAAGGACGGCGAGGAGGAAGGAGGGGGCGAGCGGAAGAGCGGGAGCGAGGCGGACUGGGGCGACGUGGAGACGGGCAGCGGCGGCGGCAACAGCGUGGUGUCGUCGCUCGCGGAGGAGCGGCCGUCGUUCGCGCGGCGAACCCUGCUCUGGGUCGUCGGCGGCCGGCAGCAGUCCAACAGAGUCGGCGACUGCCCGUGACCAGCAUCGCCAUUGUCGAUCUGAUCAAUAUCAAACCCCAACGAAAGAGAAAAAAAGGGAAACAAAUUCGUUCUUUUGUUCAGUUAGUUAUAAGAAUCUCUUCUUCUUCCUCCGUCCUUGUAGAUUGCCACUGAUUGCAAAUUCGCAGCGGCGAGAAGAAACCUGUAAAACCCAUCAGACCUCUCGGAAGCAAAUCGUUCCAGACCAGCUCCAUCAACUCUGCUGCCGCGUUGACCUGGCGAACAAAUCGUUUCAGAUCGCCGGUGACUCUUGCAUGGCAGCAGAUUGGAUGCAUCAUCAAUCAUGGAUUCUUCUUUCCGAUGUGGAUCACCAAUCAAUCAUGGCGAUUCGGAUGCGGGGCAAGGGAGGCGCCGCGCAGUUGGAAAGCGGGAUUUGUUUGGCCUGUCGGCGCGUGAUCGCACAUGUGAGCGUUGCUGCCGCUGCCGAUGCGCCACCGCAGUCCUCCGUCGGUCGGCAGCUUCCGGAAAUUUGGCAGCGUCGCUUUCCCUCGUGCGAGGCCAGCCACGCACGCAUCUGCUGUCCAGUCCGGCAGCGCAUCUGAGCUGAAUCUCUUGACUCCCGGCUGUGAAAAGAUGCAGAUCAACACGGGUUUUUCUCCCGUCAUCCUGCAGAAAGAUGCGGAAGCUUGCUGAUGGCUGCAGCACUGAGUCGAACCAGAGUAGCGUUCAUUCAUGUGACCACACAGAUUCAAAAUUUGCAUGGACCAGGUGAUUCGGAAUCCAGAAGUUUACCAGCUUACUACUCCACUGCUGCAUUUACUCCUGGGCCUGGCCACCGUUAUUCUGCACUGUACUCUACUGUUUUCACUAUGGUUAGUCAGAAAUGUUAAUGCAACGGCGCCAUUACUGCGAGGUCAAA